Molecule: messenger RNA, 357 nt
Organism: Pediculus humanus corporis (human body louse)
Lineage: Eukaryota; Metazoa; Arthropoda; Insecta; Psocodea; Pediculidae
Exons: 3
Coding region: 1-357 (118 amino acids)
Source: RefSeq, a predicted model, not a curated record
AUGUUUUAUUACUCUCUUACCGUAAUAUUAUUAAUUAUUAUUGGAAUCGUACGUACACAAACGGAAAGUACAAAAUGGGUUUGGGGUAAUGGUAAAAGCAUCGUCGUUAACGGAAAUAGAAAAUAUAACGAACAACUUGUGGCGUCAUCAUUGUUUAAACCUAGCACGACGUACAACGAUGAUUUUCAGCCUAACGAAAGAAAAUUCAGGUACGACGUAACCGAAGAAUACCCGGAUGUGGAAUAUAACACAUAUAGACCCAAUCAACAGUACAGACCGGAACAACCGCAAAAUGUUUAUCGUCCCCCCUACAGGCCACCACCGAGACCGGAUUACGUCAAACCAUCAAAUUCGUAA